Molecule: messenger RNA, 1898 nt
Organism: Nematostella vectensis (starlet sea anemone)
Lineage: Eukaryota; Metazoa; Cnidaria; Anthozoa; Actiniaria; Edwardsiidae
Exons: 8
Coding region: 77-919 (280 amino acids)
Source: RefSeq, a predicted model, not a curated record
GCGGGGUCGUAUUGUUUGUGAAAUUUCCGCGGCAUUUUUACCUGUAUAUUUCUAAGCCUUUUCAGAACUAUAACCUAUGGUUUGGGAAAUAUGGCCAGUAGUCUUUAGACUGCUUGUGUGGACACCACUGUAUGCGUUUUUAGUUGGUGCUGACGGCGAUCACUGCUCACGAUACCACUCAAGACUUGUCAGGAACGCUCUUAGAGAGCACUUCUUUCCUGCUUAUGACCAACAUAAGGUGGAUGUACCACUGAGUUGUCUGCUGCAUGAGACCCAUGAUGUGUUCAUUCGCCAUGAGAUCAAUAAAGAAGAGGAGCACGUGUCCCGCUGGACAUGUAAUUUCUGUGGCAAGGCCUUUUACAGUGAACACUACAUUGACAUGCACAUGCAAAACCGACACAAGGAUUUCCUCAUACAGGAUUCAUCAGUUUGUCUGGCAGACUACUGUGAUGUGUUCAGAUGUGUCGUCUUGAAUGACCAAAAGAAGGAGUGGUUCUGGGAGAGAGCACUUUGCAAGCAUGAGAAGAUGGCUGCCUUGAAACGGCGCUGUGAGGUAUUGAUGCAUGGCUGUAUGCCAGUUGCAAAUGGUACAUCUGAUACUCCUUACAAGGUUUAUGAAACUGUUUGGAGUAACGUCUGUUCACUGUUGACAUGCAAAGAUUAUUGGAAGCCACCAUAUGAAGAGAUGCCAACAUGGAGGAUUAUUGUCUAUGCGGUCUUUAGCCCUUUUUUCGUCAUGGCACUUAUUGUGUACUACUACUGCGUCUGGGAGUACUACUAUGGAGAUCUUUUCCACGACUCCUCGUCUGAGAUGGAGCAACGAAGCGACAGAUACGUGAGCUCCUGGCAGAGAGAGGGAGAUUUGCGGUACCGUGCAAGGUCACGCCCUUUCCACUCGGGACAAGUACAGAUGUACUGAGAAUAGGGCAUCCUUGGCAUAUUGACAUCGGCCCUUGGUCACGCCCUUUCCACUCGGGACAAGUACAGAUGUAAUUAGAAUAGGGCAUCCUUCGCAUAUUGACAUUGGCCCUUGGUCACGCCCUUUCCACUCGCGACAAGUACAGAUGUACUGAGAAUAGGGCAUCCUUGGCAUAUUGACAUUGGCCUUUGGUCACGCCCUUUUUACUCGGGACAAGUACAGAUGUACUGAGAAUAGAGCAUCCUUGGCAUAUUGAUAUUUGCCCUUGGUCGCGCCAUUUUCACUCGAGACAAGAACAGAUGUACUGAGAAUAGGGCAUCCUUGGCAUAUUGACAUUGGCCUUUGGUCACGCCCUUCUUACUCGGGACAAGUACAGAUGUACUGAGAAUAGGGCAUCCUUGGCAUAUUGACAUUGGCCUUUGGUCACGCCCUUUUUACUCGGGACAAGUACAGAUGUACUGAGAAUAGGGCAUCCUUGGCAUGCAACAUAGGCCUUCGACGACGCCCAUUUUAAUUGGGCCGUUUACAGAUGUACUCAGAGUAAUGCUUCUGUGGCUGUUGAUCCCGGAUCGCGCUCUUUUACUAGAGACAAGUUAAUAUGUACUCGAAGUAGGCCACACUAGAAACAAUUGCCAUUUUGGACAUACUAAAAAAGAGCAUACGGAGAAUUUCAGAUUUACCGUGCUGAAAAUUAAUUAAUAUGGUUUUGCUCUAAAGUAUGGUGUGGACUAUUAACAUCACAAUGACCUCACUUCCGCCCUAUCAAAUCCCACCAAUCACCAACCCUCCUCUCCCCACUCCAAAGUCCAAAGAGCUUUGAUCACAGGGGACAUUAGUGCAGUGUCAAUACAUCUUUGCCUACUGGACAGAGUUACCAAGAGCAUAAAUCGUUUUUGUCUUGCGCCAGCGCUCUUUAAAACUAGAUUAUUUUAUUUGUUGUAUAUAAUAGAAAAUUCAAAUAAAAUCUUAUUUUGUUGUG